UAGGAGCCAAGGCAAUGAGUGAGGUCGUCUGAAACCAAUGCAGUCCUGCCCGGGACCCGGGAGCCAAUCGCAGGAGCAGAGGGCGGGGCGUCAGCGCCAGCAGAUAAUUGCUAAGUGCCUCGCUAGCACAGUUGGUCCGAGCCGCCGAAAGGUCUGGUCGCAGAGACAGGGACGCGUAGUCCUCAGCGUGCUCCAUCCCGACAGCAGCCCUCCACGGCUCGGCAGGGCAGCGAGCCUCUGGGCACCGGCCCCUCUGCUCCACGGAAAAGCCUGAUGAAGUCCUCCGAUAUCGAUCAGGAUUUAUUUACAGACAGUUACUGCAAGGUGUGCAGUGCACAGCUGAUAUCGGAAUCUCAGCGCGUGGCCCACUACGAGAGUCGAAAACAUGCCAGUAAAGUCCGACUAUAUUACAUGCUUCACCCCAGGGACGGUGGGUGUCCCGCAAAGAGGCUCCGAUCAGAGAAUGGAAGUGAUGCCGACAUGGUGGAUAAAAACAAGUGCUGCACCCUCUGUAACAUGUCCUUCACCUCUGCGGUGGUGGCUGACUCACAUUAUCAAGGCAAAAUCCAUGCCAAAAGGUUAAAACUGUUGCUAGGAGAGAAAACCCCAUUAACGACCACAGCAACGCCUCUGAGCUCACUUAAACCUCCGAGGGUGGACACUGCUCCAGUGGUCUCAUCUCCCUAUCAAAGAAGAGAUUCAGACAGAUACUGUGGGCUCUGUGCAGCCUGGUUUAACAAUCCUCUGAUGGCCCAGCAGCAUUAUGAUGGCAAGAAACACAAAAAGAAUGCAGCAAGAGUUGCUUUGUUAGAACAGCUUGGGACAACUCUGGAUACGGGGGAAUUAAGAGGUCUGAGGCGCAAUUACAGAUGUACCAUCUGCAGUGUCUCUCUAAACUCAAUAGAACAGUAUCAUGCCCAUCUGAAAGGAUCUAAACAUCAGACCAAGUAG
Messenger RNA from Eubalaena glacialis (North Atlantic right whale), 951 nucleotides. RefSeq names its product zinc finger matrin-type 4 (gene ZMAT4). The coding region runs from base 274 to 951 and encodes 225 amino acids. The record is from RefSeq and is a predicted model, not a curated record. NCBI's taxonomy places the organism in Eukaryota, Metazoa, Chordata, Mammalia, Artiodactyla, Balaenidae. The transcript has 6 exons. Gene Ontology annotation, molecular function: zinc ion binding; nucleic acid binding.